Molecule: messenger RNA, 3846 nt
Organism: Phalacrocorax carbo (great cormorant)
Lineage: Eukaryota; Metazoa; Chordata; Aves; Suliformes; Phalacrocoracidae
Source: RefSeq, a predicted model, not a curated record
CGGGCUGCACCCUGCACCCCCCCGGACCCCCGGGGUGCUCUGCCUGCCCCCGCGGCGUGCUUUGCCUGUCGUCUACCCCCUCCCUGCUCGCCUCCGCCCCCUCCCUGGGCCACCAGCCCCAGCGAAACCAGCUGCUGCGGCUGGAUACGGCCCACCCCCACGGGAGACCAGCUUCCGGCAGCCCUGGGCUCGCUGGUGCAAAAGCCUUCCUCCCCUUCCUCUCCCCCCUCCUCCUUCUCGUCUUACUCCCCUCCACCCCGCUUGCAGCCGUGGAAGGGAGUGUGGGUCGCAGCCCAGACACGCGUGGGAGGAGGAGGAGGGAUGAGGCUGCCCCGUCGGGGCGCCGCAGGGCGGCGGGGGGGGGGGGGGGUAAAGGGGGCGGGGCCGCACCGCUGCCCCCCAUUGGCCACCGACACCCUCCCCCCUCACCCCACCCCCCCCCAGGCCGAGGGAGGCUUCGGGCUGUGCAACGGGUGGCGGAGUCCUCGCGGGGUGACGUCAUGGGGUGGGGAAAUUCCGUGCACUGACGUCACGCCUGGGUGGUAUUCCACCUGCGCUGGGCGUCCGCCCCUGGCUGGGGGGGCGGACGGGGGACCACAGACGGCAUCAGUCCCUGGGCCCCCGCCCUUGCGCACGCCCCCUUGCAGCCCCCCUAGAGCUCGCCCCCCCCGCACACCCUGGUGCAGCUUCCUUGCACAGCACCCCCUGCACCUGCCUCUGCACCCUCAAAAUUCACAGCCCCCUUUGCACCCCUGCACCCCCCACCUUCCCUGCACCCCCCACCUUCCCUGCACCCCAUCCCACGGUCCCAGAGCAGCUCCCUGCACUUGCUGCACCUUGUUUGCAGCACCCAGGGUGCUGCAUCCCGAGGCUGGCAUGUCUGUGACCAGGGUGGCACAUCCUUCUGUCCGUUUGUGACCAGGCUGGCAUGUCCCUCUGUCUGUGCCAGGCUGGCACAUCUGUAACUGGGGUGACAUGUCCAUAACCAGGUGCUGUGAGUGCGGGGCCUCCCUGUCCCACCAGUACUAUGAGAAGGAUGGGCGCCUGUACUGCAAGAAGGAUUACUGGGCGCACUUCGGGGAGCUCUGCCACGGCUGCUCUGAGCAGAUCACCAAGGGGCUGGUCAUGGUGGCUGGGGAGCAAAAGUACCACCCCGAGUGCUUCAGCUGCCUCAACUGCCGCACAUUCAUCGGGGACGGGGACACCUACGCGCUGGUUGAGCGCUCCAAGCUCUACUGCGGGCACUGCUAUUACCAGAUGGUGGUGACGCCCGUCAUCGAGCAGAUCCUGCCGGAUUCGCCAGCUUCCCGUAUCCCGCACACUGUCACGCUUGUCUCCAUCCCCGCCUGCUCCGAUGGCAAACGUGGCUUCUCCGUCUCCAUUGACCAGGGCUGCGGCACCGAGCACCCCCGCACCGUCCGCGUCCGAGAAGUGGAUCCAGACUGCAUCAGCCCUGACAUGAAGAACUCCAUCCACGUCGGGGACCGCAUCCUGGAGAUCAACGGCACCCCUAUCGGCCACGUCCCGCUGGAUGAGAUCGACCUGUUGAUCCAGGAGACCAGCCGCCUGCUGCAGCUGACCAUCGAGCACGACCCCCACGAGCCCCUUGCUCGCGAGUCGGGGCUUGCCUGCAGCCCCCUGCCCGCCCCGUGCAGCACCCUAUGCUCCCCAGCCCCCCUGCCCUGCGAGGAGCCCAGCGCCAUGCGCCAGCGUACUGUCACGAGGAGCUGCAGCACGGACAAGUCUCCGGGCUCUGGCUCGGUGGGCUCACCUGCGUCGCAGCGCAAGGACAUUGGUCGCUCCGAGUCGUUGCGUGUCGUCUCCCGCGCCCAUCGCAUCUUCCGCCCCUCCGACCUGAUCCAUGGCGAGGUGCUGGGCAAGGGCUGCUUUGGCCAGGCCAUCAAGGUGACGCAUAGGGAGACAGGCGAGGUGAUGGUCAUGAAGGAGCUGAUCCGCUUCGAUGAGGAGACGCAGAGGACCUUCCUCAAAGAGGUGAAGGUGAUGCGCUGCUUGGAGCACCCCAAUGUGCUGAAGUUCAUCGGGGUGCUGUACAAGGAAAAGAGGCUUAACUUCAUCACGGAGUACAUCAAGGGUGGCACCUUGAGGAGCCUCAUCAAAAGCAUGGACAGCCACUACCCCUGGAGCCAGCGGGUCAGCUUCGCCAAGGACAUUGCUGCUGGCAUGGCCUACCUCCACUCCAUGAACAUCAUCCAUCGAGACCUCAACUCUCACAACUGCCUCGUGCGGGAGAACAAGAGUGUGGUGGUGGCUGAUUUUGGGCUGGCACGGCUGAUGGUGGAUGAGAAGAACCAGCCCGAACAUCUCAAGAACCUGAAGAAACCAGACCGCAAGAAGCGGUACACGGUGGUGGGGAACCCAUACUGGAUGGCCCCCGAGAUGAUCAAUGGGAGGAGCUAUGAUGAGAAAGUGGACAUCUUCUCCUUUGGCAUUGUCCUGUGUGAGAUCAUCGGCCGGGUGAGCGCUGACCCCGACUACCUGCCCCGCACCACUGACUUCGGCCUCAAUGUCAGGGGCUUUCUGGACCGCUACUGCCCUCCUGCCUGCCCCCCCAGCUUCUUCCCCAUCGCUGUCUGCUGCUGCGACCUGGACCCUGAGAAGCGGCCGUCCUUCAGCAAGUUGGAGCAGUGGCUGGAAGCCCUCCGCAUGCACCUGGAGAUCCACCUGCCUCUGAGCUCCCAGCUGGAGCAGCUGGACCGAGCCUUCGGGGAGAUGCACCGGCGGGGCGAGGGCGGGCUGCCUGCGCCCCCCCGAUAGAACCCUCCCACCCACACCCCCUCUGAAGCUGCGGGAGAAGGAGCUGCGCCCGCUGCCAGCAUCUCCGGCUGCUGCCACCCCUGGGGCUGGAUCCCUGGGGCUCCCUGGAUGAGCCACCUACCCCGUCUCCUCUGCACGGGCUGCCUGCACUGCUGCCCGCACCGCUGCCCUCACCGGUCCUGGGAGCUGGCUCUCCCCAGGGCUGCACGGCCCCUGUGCAUCCCCCCACCCCGCCCCCGCCGUAGCUGUUACCCCCAGGGCAAGCCCAGCCGGCCGCACCACGGGGACUGUCCCGACGUCCCCUGCCCCGGCUCGCUUUGCCUUUGCACACCUGGGGGCUGUGUGGCCACUACACCCCCUUGAGCCCCGUGGGCUCCCCUGUACAGAGCCGCGGCCUCACGGCGGUGCCUUGGCUUUCUGUGAACUUGCACUGCGACACAGGAGGGGUCCCCUGGUUCAUUUGGGAGGGGCAUAUGGCCCCCAGACCCCAUCGGGGAGCACGGGUCCUGGGGCAGCCUUGUAGCAAUGCCCUCAUCCUCGGCCGGCCCCUCUCAUGCUGCUCCUGCUGGCACCUCGGGCUUGGGGGGCUGCUAGCAUCCCCUCCCAAGUGAGGGGGCCAUGGGGGGGGACACACACCCCCAUGGCAUGGGGACAGGCACGUAGUGGCCCCCACCGCCCCCACAUCCCUGCUGCCCGUGCUAAUCUGUGACCGCACAUCUCGGGACAGCGCUGGGUGGUCCAGAGGGAUGUGGGGCUGCGGCUUGUCUCGGUCCCCGUGUCCUGGGGUGGCUGGGGCGGGGUUGCGCCGUGCGGUGCUUUUCAUGCUCUUUAUUCAGGUUCAUUUUUCUGUAAGAUAUUUAAAGAGAAGAGUUUGUAUUAUUUUUUCAUACGACGUAGCGUUUGCCAUUUGUCACUGCCUCGGUUCUGCUUUCCUGAAGGGAUGAAACUGUGAAGCCUCUCCGCGCACUUUUGCCCGGGAAGUCCAAGGCGAUGUCCUCUCCAGAGGCGGGAAGGGAGCUCAAACUGUGAUGUACCCCGAGCCGUGAGUCAAUAAAUCCUUCCCUGCUCGCU